Helianthus annuus (common sunflower) is the source of this 3166-nucleotide messenger RNA. RefSeq names its product NAD(P)H-quinone oxidoreductase chain 4, chloroplastic. Gene Ontology annotation, molecular function: ubiquinone binding; NADH dehydrogenase (ubiquinone) activity. The record is from RefSeq and is a predicted model, not a curated record. The transcript has a single exon. Gene Ontology annotation, biological process: ATP synthesis coupled electron transport; aerobic respiration; electron transport coupled proton transport. Lineage: Eukaryota; Viridiplantae; Streptophyta; Magnoliopsida; Asterales; Asteraceae. The annotation marks the transcript as partial.
AAUGGUUCGAAUGAACCAACAUUAAAUUUUGAAACAUCAGUUAAUCAGUCGUAUCCUGUGGCUUUGGAAAUCAUAUUCUAUAUUGGAUUUUUAAUUGCUUUUGCUGUCAAAUUGCCGAUUCUACCCCUACAUACAUGGUUACCAGAUACCCACGGAGAGGCACAUUACAGUACUUGUAUGCUUCUAGCCGGAAUUUUAUUAAAAAUGGGAGCGUAUGGAUUGAUUCGGAUUAAUAUGGAAUUAUUACCACACGCUCAUUCUAUAUUUUCUCCUUGGUUGAUGGUAGUAGGCACAAUACAAAUAAUCUAUGCAGCUUCAACAUCUCUCGGCCAACGUAAUUUAAAAAAAAGAAUAGCCUAUUCCUCCGUAUCUCAUAUGGGUUUCAUACUUAUAGGAAUUGCUUCGAUAACCGAUACGGGACUCAAUGGAGCUAUUUUACAAAUAAUCUCUCAUGGCUUUAUUGGUGCUGCACUUUUUUUCUUGGCGGGAACGAGCUAUGAUAGAAUACGUCUUGUUUAUCUCGAUGAAAUGGGUGGAGUAGCUAUCCCCAUGCCAAAAAUCUUUACAAUGUUCAGUAGUUUUUCCAUGGCUUCCCUUGCAUUACCGGGUAUGAGUGGUUUUGUUGCAGAAGUGCUAGUAUUUUUAGGAAUAAUUACCAGCCAAAAAUAUCUUUUAAUGCCCAAAAUUGCCAUCACUUUUGUAAUGGCAAUUGGAAUGAUAUUAACUCCUAUUUAUUUAUUAUCUAUGUCACGCCAGAUAUUCUAUGGAUACAAGUUAUUUAAUACUCCAAACUCUUAUGUUUUUGAUUCUGGACCGCGCGAGUUAUUUGUUUCCAUCUCCAUUUUUAUACCCGUAAUAGGUAUUGGUAUGUACCCCGAUUUUGUUCUUUCACUAUCAGUUGACAAGGUUGAAGGUAUUCUAUCUAAUUAUUUUUAUAGAUAGUUUUCUAAAAAAAAAACUCCUAUUAUUUUUAGAGUUGGUUGGCUAAUGAAAAAAAAAAGAAGUAUUUUUAUUCUCUUAAAUUAAAUUUUAAAUAAAGUCAAAACAAACUAUGAAUUUAAAAUUUUACCCAAUGUACUCGGUCUUUGCGAGAACCGUGUGAAUCAAGUAGUAUAGUGAUUCACGCGGUUCUCGCCGGUUGAGAUAAGAUGCUUUAUAUACACCGUAUUGCAUUAUUGCAUUCUGUUUGUAUUCUUAAGAACUUUUCUUGAAUUUAACUAUAGGUUAACGUGAAUGAACCAUAACUAUGUAGCCCUAUUCCUAAUAGAUUGACCCCAAAAUAACAUAUCCAAAUGAUAAGAAAGCCUAGAGUCGCCACAAUUGCGGAAUUUGCUCCUUGCAAAUUUUUAUUUGUUCGAGUAUGCAAAUAAAUUGCGAAUACGAUCCAAGUAAUAAAGGCCCAAGUUUCUUUUGGAUCCCAACUCCAAUAUGAUCCCCAUGCUUCAUUAGCCCAUACUGCUCCUGAAAGAAUACCUAUGGUUAAAAAGAUAAAUCCUAGGCUAAUCACACGAUAACUCCAAUAAUCCAAUUGUUGAAUAAAUUGGGCCUUGUAAUAAUUCUUAUCAGAAAAAAAAGAAGUUUUUUGAAAAAUAUUGUUUCUUUCAUUCUUGUAUUGGAUUUCACCAAAUGAAAACGACUCAUUUAAUUUUAAUAAAUUAUUACUUUUAGAACUAUAAAAAAUAUUUCUAAAUGUAAUGACUAGAAGUGCUACUGAUAAUAAUGAUCCACAAAGAAGAGCCGCAUAGCUCAAUAUCAUCAUACUUACGUGCAUUAUUAACCACUCCGAUUGUAGAGCAGGUACUAAUAUUGUGGGUUUGUGUAUUUCAUUUAAAAGACCCGAAGUAGCAAAGCCUUGGGUAAAAAUAGUAAUUGAGGCAGUUAUUGUGGUUAAAUCAUUUUUUCUUAUUUUGAAAUAAGGCACUAUAUGAAUAAGGGAGAAACUCCAUGAAAGAAAAAUUAAUGAUUCAUAUAAAUCACUUAGCGGGAAAUGGCCUGAAUAAAUCCAACGAGUGGUUAAUAAUCCUGUUAGACAUAAAAAAGUAGCUAUCAUCCCCUUUUCUGACGAAUCAUAUGGUUUUAUGAUUUCAUUGCCCAAUAAGGUUAUCAAAUGAAGUGUGAUUACAAUUGAAACAAUAGAAAAAGAAAUAUGAGUUAAUAUAUGCUCUAAAGUUGAAAAUAUCAUAAAAAUGAAAAAAGGGGAGGGAAUCCCCUAUAUUAAUUAAGAAAUAGAAAUAGGGAAUUUAAUUUAUUUUUAUUAUAAGAUCUAUUGGAUCUCUUUUAGAAGAUGGCAUGCCGCCACUCGGACUCGAACCGAGAUGCUCUAGCACUGCUUCCUAAGAGCAGCGUGUCUACCGAUUUCACCAUACCGGCUUGCUCGAACUCAUAAUACCCUAUUUAUGUUCAAUCGUCGAGAUUGAACAAGUCAAUUCAAUCAAAUAAGUUUUUUUAGUAAAGAUUCAAAUUGAUAAAAGUAAAGAUUCAAAUUGAUAAAAAAAAUGAGUUCAAAAGUCAAUUUGAAGGUUCAUUAGUUUCAUUUUUUACUUUUAUUGUCAUUCUUUCUGGUUUAUCUGAUUUUAUAAAUUUGAAACAAAAAAUCAAUUUGAUCAAUUAAUUUAAAAUAUGUCAAUUUUGGAUUAUUCCAAAUUGACACAUUUUUUGUACAUAACAUUGCAACAAUUAAGUUCUUUUAUUGAUAUUGAUUGGGCUGAAAAUUGGAGAUAUAUAGAAAACUCAUUCCAUAUAGUAAAUAAAUUAAGAAGUCAGAAAGUUAUCCAAAAAUUUUUAACACGGAAUCAAUUAGUUUAAACACUUCAUUAAUUUGAACUAAAAAUAUUAUAUCUGGCCUUCCCGAGAAACAUAAGAAUUUGUCAUUCUUGUAAAGGUCGAUGGGGAAAAGAAGACUCCCCACCACCAAAAUUUGAGUGAAAAUAUACUAAAAAUAAAAUCAAUAAAAAAUUUUGUAUUUUUUCUUUCUUCUUUUUUUUUUUAGAAUUCAGAAAACAGAAGAAUUCUUUUAUAAAAUUCAAAUUAAGGGUCUAUUUCAUAUUGAGUUCAUAUUGAUUAGAAUAGGUACUGCCAAUUAUUCAUUUUAUAUUCACUUUGAUAUUAACAAAUUAAUGAGCCGAUUUUUUGAUCUGAUUAUUCCGAUAUUUUAGGACUUAUUUGU